AUGGUUUCAGUACCAACUGUCGGCGCUGUCGCCCCCCCAGGCACUCAUAGCACAAACGGAAGUUCGCGAAGCUCACCCAGUGCCACUACUGCUGGCCUCUCGUCAAAACCCAAGCCGAAAGUCAACUCCAACGGAUACCACCCGAACAAUCCACAGACUCCCCUCAGCUCGCUUUCAAGUACUGCCUUGGACCUCACUUCUGUUGAACGUCGCGGGCAACCCACCGCAGUCAGGGAAAAGGUCAAGGAGAGUCGCCCACAUGGUCUGCAAGAGGCACCUACGUAUCGACCAACCGAAGAAGACUGGCGAGACCCUUUCGAGUAUCUACGGAAAAUCACACCCGAAGCGAAGAAGUUUGGCAUAUGCAAGAUUAUCCCCCCCGAUUCUUGGAACCCAGGAUUUGCAAUCGAUACAGAGAAAUUCCAUUUUAGGACCCGAAAACAAGAGUUGAACUCCGUGGAAGGGAGUACACGUGCUAAUCUUACCUAUCUUGACGGCCUCUCGAAAUUCCAUAAGCAACAUGGCACGAAUCUUCAUCGCUUACCGUACGUGGACAAGAAACCACUUGAUCUUUAUAGGUUGAAGAAAGCGGUUGAGUCAAGAGGUGGUUUUGAGAAGGUUUGCAAGCACAAGAAAUGGGCAGAAAUCGGCCGUGAUUUGGGAUACAGUGGCAAGAUCAUGUCGUCACUGUCAACGUCCCUGAAGAAUUCUUACCAACGAUGGCUAUGUCCGUAUGAGGACUACCUCAGGCUGGCGAAGCCUGGUGUUCAUCAACAGCUGGAGCAGGAAUACGGUGGGCCAUUGACCCCGAGCCCUGGGCAGACCCCGGUCAGACGGUCCAAUGUCAACACUCCCGUGAGCCUUCGAGGUGAUUCACCAGCGCGUAAUGCCUCCGACGCUUUACAGGCAACCCUUGGCGGAGUAAAGACCGAAACAGAUCGAGACGCUCCCAUGGCUGAUGCACCACCUCUGCCACAAGCGCCUACAUCUGGUGGAUUCACUGCCGUCAACUCCGGAUUUACCGCGGUGAAUUCUGGCUUCACAAGUGUGAAUCGCAGCGCAACUAGCGAGCCCAAAAGCUUCACACCUGAUCCCAAGCGAUUUGAAAGUCCCACUUCUUCCGCAAAGAAUACUCCAGACAACCGGGCAUCAAGCUUAAAGGCUACAGCGUUGAAGCGUCAGCUUAGUGGCGAAGAGUCCUCCGACUCAGCCAAGAAGGACUAUGACCUGGACGAUUCUGAGGCGGCUAGCAGCCGUCGCAGUAAGCGACUCAAAAAAGAUGCCGUCCCCACUGUGGCUGGAUCGCAUAUGACGCCAUUCCGUCCUUCAGUGCCACGAAUUCCACGAGAAGAGCCACUGCCACCAGGAGAGAAAUGCGAGACUUGUGGGAGAAAUGACAACGUUCUACUGCUUUGUGAAUCUUGCGACCACGCCUAUCAUCCAGGAUGUCUCGAUCCACCUUUGAAGCGAAAGCCCGAUAACGAAUGGAACUGUGCAAGAUGUCUUGUCGGGGACGGCCAGUUCGGUUUUGAGGAGGGCGGUUUGUAUUCGCUCAAGCAAUUUCAGCAAAAAGCAAACGACUUUAAGCAGGGUUACUUUGAAAAGAAGAUGCCGUUUGACCAUGAGCUAAAUUGCCACCGACCUGUUACCGAAGAAGAUGUUGAGACGGAAUUCUGGCGACUGGUUGCUGAUCUCGAGGAAACCGUAGAGGUCGAAUACGGCGCCGAUAUCCAUUGUACGACUCAUGGUUCAGGAUUCCCGACUGCAGAAAGAGACCCCAGCAACCCGUAUGCAACUGAUCCUUGGAAUCUAAAUGUUCUUCCAUUCCACGGCGAGAGUUUGUUCAAACACAUCAAAUCAGACAUUUCCGGCAUGACAGUCCCCUGGGUUUAUGUGGGCAUGAUAUUUUCGACGUUCUGUUGGCAUAACGAAGAUCAUUACGCCUACUCUGCCAAUUACCAGCACCUUGGUGCCACCAAAACAUGGUACGGUAUACCGGGUGAGGACGCCGAGAAGUUCGAAACGGCUAUGAAGGAAGCUGUGCCAGAGCUUUUUGAGACUCAGCCGGAUCUCCUCUUUCAGUUAGUAACACUAUUGACUCCCGAGCAACUGAAGAAGGCCGGCGUCCGUGUGUAUGCUCUUGAUCAAAGAGCUGGUCAGCUCGUUAUCACUUUCCCACAAGCUUACCAUGCUGGAUUCAACCAUGGAUUUAAUUUCAACGAAGCAGUCAAUUUCGCACCUGAAGACUGGGAACCUUAUGGACUUGCCGGUGUGGAAAGAUUGCAACUGUUCCGAAGACAGCCAUGUUUCUCUCACGAUGAGCUAUUGUGGACCGCUGCAGAGAGCACCGCAACUAGCCUUACAAUCCAAACGGCGAAAUGGUUGGCACCCGCCCUCGAGCGUAUACAUAAACGAGAGCUUGAGCAACGCGGAGAUUUUAUCGCAAAGCACGUUGAAGCAGCACCACAUCGAUGCGAAAGUACAGGAGGUGACGAACCGUGCUCUUUGAAAAUCAAGGUUGAGAAUGAGGAUCUUCAAGAUGAGGAUGAACAGUGCUGCUGUUACUGCAAAGCCUUCUCAUAUCUAUCACGAUUCAAAUGUAUACAGUCAGGCAAGGUUCUUUGUUUACUGCAUGCUGGAUAUCAUGCAUGCUGCGACAUGCCCGAGCAGGAGCGCUUCCGAGGUGCCGAACAUGUCCUCUUCUUUCGUAAGGAGAAGCAAGACAUGGAAACGAUACACCAAAAAGUGUUGGAGAAGGCUCAAACUCCUGAUUUGUGGGAACAAAAAUAUGAGAAGCUACUCGAAGAGGAGCCUAAGCCAUCGCUCAAAUCGCUGCGUGCACUUCUUCACGAGGGCGAGCGCAUUCCACAUGAUCUUCCUUCACUAUCAGUUCUGCAAGAUUUUGUCAAUCGAUGCAACGACUGGGUAGAAGAGGCAACAAACUACAUUGUUCGGAAACAACAGAAUCGACGCAAGAACGAGAAGGCUUGGCAGUCGGGCAUGCGCAAGUCCAUCGGCAGCGCCGAACAUGACCAGAAGGAGAGAGAGUCGAGGAACGUCAGUAACAUCUAUCGACUGCUAGAAGAAGCUGAGCGAAUCGGAUUCGACUGUCCCGAAAUACUCCAGCUUCAAGAGCGCUCUGAAGCAAUUAAGCAGUUCCAGAUGAGCGCAUCCCAGGCUUUGAAGAACACAUCCGGCUUGUCGGCAGACAUGAUCGAGAAGCUUCUUGAAGAAGGGCGAACCUUCAAUGUGGAUACUCCUGAAGUCGACCAGUUAUCUAAAGUGCUGGAACAAUCUCGCUGGAAUGAACGAGCACGCAACAACCGAGGAGUCUACAUGACCCUUAAGGAGGUGCAAGAUCUUAUCGAGGAGGGCAACCGGCUUGAAAUUCCUCCUUACAACGAUCACCUGACCUUCUACCGUGACCAAAUGGUCGCUGGCCAGCAAUGGGAGACAAAGGCUAAGGAGCUUAUCGUGGCAGAAUUUGUUCACUAUCCACAACUGGAAUCACUCUCAGCGCAAGUGCAAUUAAACGCACUACCAGUUUCACAGGAGACAUUGAGCGCUGUCGACCAAAUUCUUCACAAACAGCGCGAGGCGCACCGCCAGAUUAUCGAUUUAACUACACGAUGUCGCGAUGUCGACUUUCGCAAGAGACCCAAAUACGCUGAGGUUGUGGAGAUCCAGAAGAAGCUAGAAGAGCUCAAUUCGAAACCGAAUGGUACUCUCGAUCUUGAAAACGAGCGCAAACGCCACGAAGAUUGGAUGCGCAAAGGAAAGAAACUUUUCGGAAAAUCUAACGCACCAUUGCACAUUCUCAAGAGUCACCUGGAAUAUGUCCUAGAACGCAAUAUGGAUUGCUUUGACAUCGAGCACGACACGCCAAGGAUGCCCGGAGAACCCGUUUCCAGAGAAGUCAGCCCCGAGCCUGAAACGAGCAAAUGGGAUGACAGUAGGUCCAGGCAAGUUUUUUGCAUUUGCAGGAGAAUCGAGGCCGGAAUGAUGAUUGAAUGCGAAAGAUGCCAUGAAUGGUAUCACUACAAGUGUCUCAAGAUUGCUCGUGGCAAGGUUAAGGAGGAUGAGAACUACACCUGUCCAAUCUGUGACUGGCGCAUGAAGAUCCCCAGAGAUGCAUCCCGACCUAAAUUGGAGGAUCUGUUGGCACUCGCAGAGGAAAUGAGGACACUGCCUUUCCAGCCAGAGGAAGAAGAAGUGCUGAUGAAGAUUAUCGAGAACGCAGAAGCAUUCCGACAUCAUAUAGCUCGCUAUUGCAGUCCGCUGCUAUCUACGGAAGCCGAAGUAGAGACACAGCGAUUUUACCUGCGCAAGAUUGAAGGCGCUGAAGUUUUGUUGACAUAUGAGACGAAUUUCUUUCGUCAAGAGCUCCACAAAUGGUCUCCUGUGGCCCCUGAACCCCCGCCGAUUCAAGAACAAUCCCGAAGCACACGAAAGCCUCGGCCGACAAAGCUUCAGAAGAUGCUUGUCGAGUAUGGCGUCGAUAACCCCGAUGACCUUCCAGAGCAUGCCAAAGGGAAAGCCAACAGUUUACGCCGAAAAGCAGCCAAUGCAGAAGCGGCGGCGGCAGCAGCCGCAGCAAUUUCACAACCAGGUGCCUUUCCACCACCACCCGCAGGAGCUGGAGGGUACAGCGGGGCGCCAUAUUACUCGCGACCUGGUGAGGUUGGAAGUCCUUCCAGCUCUGGACAUGCUGAACGCCGAGAGUCUCAUUCCUCAAGUCGCACUAGGGAUAACUCUAUCAACCUCGACAACGGGUUGCAUCUUGGACCACUAGGAGUCGGCGGACCACAGUUGGUUGCUGAUGUUUCCUCAAUGUCUUUGGAGGAGAGACUUCUUCAAGGCCAAGAGGAUGGCAUCAGCUUCCAAACGGAUGCUGAAAAGAGCAAGGCUUUGGAAAUCCUUUCAAGGACCGAGCUGGGCCGAAAGCAGGCCGAGAGGCUUUGGGGCCCCAAUGUCUGGGGUCGUGGACGUGGUUCUAUCAGUGACGCUGGCAGACGCUUGUCUAAUCCAAUAGAUGAGGAUAUGUUGAGGCAGGAUGAAGGCAAUGUGGAUCAGAUGUUUAAAGAGAUGACAAACCAAGACGAAGAAGACGACAGAAGAAACGACAACGGAGACGUUGAAAUGACUGCAGCAUCAUUGGAGAAGGAGAGGAACGGCAUGGAUGCUUUGCUCGACGGGGCGUGA
Molecule: messenger RNA, 5202 nt
Organism: Fusarium poae
Lineage: Eukaryota; Fungi; Ascomycota; Sordariomycetes; Hypocreales; Nectriaceae
Exons: 6
Coding region: 1-5202 (1733 amino acids)
Biological process (GO): chromatin remodeling
Cellular component (GO): nucleus
Molecular function (GO): DNA binding; histone demethylase activity
Source: RefSeq, a predicted model, not a curated record